Messenger RNA from Penicillium diatomitis, 561 nucleotides. RefSeq names its product putative NADH-ubiquinone oxidoreductase 21 kDa subunit. The transcript has 5 exons. The record is from RefSeq and is a predicted model, not a curated record. Bases 1 to 561 code for a protein of 186 amino acids. NCBI's taxonomy places the organism in Eukaryota, Fungi, Ascomycota, Eurotiomycetes, Eurotiales, Aspergillaceae.
AUGGCUUCCGACCACAGCGCUGUCGUUGUGCCUCCUAAGCAGGUGGCCACGGAUUACCCUUUGAUUGAUUCCGACCCGCAUAUGCGCCGAGUCUUCCGAUAUGCCCGACGUGAAGAUUAUGCUGUCGCUGGAGCUACCGGUGCUAUCUCCCCCAUUGCUUUCUGGGUCAUGGAGCGAGUGAGCCCGUCGCAUGUUGGCCGUGGUGGCUUCCCUCCUGUCAUGCGCUUGGCUACUGCCAUUGGCUUCAUCGGCGGUCUCCACGUUCUUUACCAGCGCUCAUGCAACCGUUUCUACGGCUUCACCGAGAACAGCCGUGAAGUCGACAUGGAUAUGCGCGAGAUGGUUGACAAGGUCAAGAAGGGCGAGCCCCUGUACGGCACAUCUGGCAUGUCCUCUUAUCUCCAGGGUGUGGCUGCUCGUAACUCGCGUUACUCCGGGCUGUUCGUUCAUGUCCUGCCCUGGUUCAACAUUGUCAACCACGACCAGCACGGCGUCGACACUGCGAAGUACUACCAGCAAGCAGAGCGGGAAUUGGAGGCCGAGCGUUUGAGCAGGGCUUGA